AGCCACUUCGGCUCGGGCCGGCGGGUGCCACUCGGCCAUGGCGUGUGCCGGCGAGGGCGCGGAUGCGCCCCCGGGGGCCGGGCCCUGUCGGCCGUGUCCGGCCGGCGACGGCGCAGCGACGCCUCCGCGGGCGCCGCCGGCUGCGGAGCCGCCCGCGCAGGGUGCCGCGGAGAGCCCGCUGGGGCGCCAGGGCGCCGCGGACCCGCUGGUGAUGUACGUGGUCCUGCGGCAGGACCUGGAGUGGCCCACGGGCGCCCUCAUCAAUCAGGCCUGCCACGCGGUCGCCGCGGUGGCCUGGGAGGCCCGGGAGGACCCCGAGUCGGUGGCCUACCUGUCGGAGGUGGAGGGGCAGAUGACGACCGUGACCCUCGGCGCCCCCGACGGGGCGCAGCUGGCCAAGCUGGCCGACAAGCUCAGCGCCAGGGGCGUGCCGUUCCGGCUCUGGACGGAGCAGCCGGAGCACGUCACCUCCGCGCUGGCUACUUGGCCGCGAAGGAGGAGCGCAGUGCAAAAGCUGCUCAAAGGCUUCAAGCGUUUCUGAGGUUGCCGCCCCUACCGUCAUUCCGUCCUUGGGUCAGCUACCCACACUCGUCUCUUUCCCUCUCACACCCACUCUCCCCCCUGGCCGGCACCGCGGUCUCACAACUGCAUGCAAGCUAUUAUUUUGUAGUAUACAGCAUGCGUGUAGCAGCCGCUGUGUCUUUCGCUCUAGCGAGGUACGUCCAUUACUUCGCUUUCGGCGCGGCGUGUAGAAAAAAGGCGCACUAUUCGCCACGGAGGCAUCAGCAGUACGAAUCAAGAA
Messenger RNA from Prorocentrum cordatum, 802 nucleotides. The record is from the annotation of a GenBank genome assembly. NCBI's taxonomy places the organism in Eukaryota, Dinophyceae, Prorocentrales, Prorocentraceae.